AUGGAGAAAUACGACGACCUGGGUCUGGAAGCCAGCAAGUUCAUCGAAGACCUCAACAUGUACGAGGCCUCCAAGGACGGGCUCUUUCGGGUGGACAAAGCUGCCGGCAACAACCCCGAGUUCGAGGAGACCAGGCGGGUCUUCGCCACCAAAAUGGCCAAGAUCCACCUCCAGCAGCAGCAGCAGCAGCAGCAGCCCUCGACCGCCCGGCCCCCUCCAGCACCCUUGGCGGGGACAGAGGAGGGGGCUCCAGGGGCCCUGCCGCAGCAGAGGUCCUCCUCCUUCUCGACCCCCUCGGUGCAGCCCACCCGUGCGUUUUCGGGCCCUGCUGACGCCUGCGGUCCCAGGGUCGGAGAGGAUGGCAGCCAGCUGUGGUACCAGGGCGUCCCGCUGUCCUUCCCCCCCAGCUCUGCACCCACUGCCCCGAGUGUGGACUACCAGCAUGCCGCCGCCUACCCCAGCCCAGCCGGCCACUUCGUGGCCCGCGGUCAAAAUCACCGUCCCAAUGGCAGCAGCGGCAUGAGCCCUGAGCUGGGCUCCUCACGCCUGAUCUCACGCGGGCCGACGGCUCCAGAUGCUCCACAGCCGCCUUUCCCGGAGGGAGUGAGUGGCCUGCGGUCAGACGCCGGGCACCUGGAGGGCUCCAGCACGGCGAAGGUGAAGCUGCCCUGCCAAACCCUCCUUCCGCAGCCGGAGCAAGGGCCAUCAGCGGCUGAGCUGAAGCUGGAGGCACUGACCCAGCGCCUGGAGCAGGAGAUGGAUGCUCGGCCAAAGGCCGAUUACUUUGGCACCUGUGUGAAGUGCAACAAGGGGGUGUAUGGAGCCAACCAGGCUUGCCAGGCCAUGGGCAACCUCUACCACGACGGCUGCUUCACCUGUGGAGCCUGCAGUCGAAAGCUGAGAGGAAAAGCCUUUUAUUUCGUCAAUGGCAAGGUGUUCUGUGAAGAAGAUUUCCUGUAUUCUGGUUUCCAGCAGUCAGCUGACAGGUGUUUCAUUUGUGGUCAUUUGAUAAUGGACAUGAUCCUGCAGGCUCUAGGGAAAUCAUAUCAUCCAGGCUGCUUCCGAUGCGUGGUCUGCAACGAGUGUCUGGAUGGUGUGCCAUUCACCGUAGACGCUGAAAACAAAAUCUACUGCGUCAGAGAUUACCACAAAGUUUUAGCUCCAAAGUGUGCAGCAUGUGGACUUCCCAUUCUGCCCUCCGAGGGGUCCGAUGAGACUAUUCGGGUUGUGUCCAUGGACAAGGAUUACCAUGUGGAAUGUUACCACUGUGAGGACUGCGGCAUGGAACUGAACGACGAAGACGGGCAUCGCUGUUACCCGCUAGAUGAACAUUUGCUUUGUCACUCCUGUCAUCUGAAACACAUAGAGAACGGCACUACCCCAGCAGCUGUGUACCAGCACCGCUAUUAGCCAGUGUGGCCGACUUGGGAAAGCCCGGACAGAAGACUUGUUACGUGAUCUCCCUCUCCCCACCCUCAGUUGAUUUCCUGUGCAUGUUUUUCACCAGUCGGGAAUGUUCCUGUGAAAGGAUAUGAGAGAUUUUUGCUGGAUUCCCAGAGUCUCUAUGCUUGUGAGUUCCAGCGGUAUCAAACCAUGUCUACUUGACCAAGAAUGUGGCGUGUUACCUAAACUGAUCAGUUUACUUUUACGUGCCUUUUUCUGCUCUCUGGAGAGUCCUCUUGGCUCAUUAUGGAAGAUUCUUCAGUGAAAGCACAACUUGAUGUCGUGCCUAUGAACUCAGAUUGUGCCACGCACAAUUAAAAAGCCAGAGGCUGGCUUGCUCACCUGCCUGCCAGGGACAUCCCGUCAGUCUACUAAGUGUUUUCUGACAAGCACAUUUCAUCAGACUCCCUGAAGGACAUCAACCUAUUAAUACCAGUUUUUAGAUACUCUCUCUCUUAUUAUUAAUGCUUUAGGAAAAGAAAAGAAAGGGGUCUGUGCAGAAUGGCACACUCAGACCUUCUAGUUAAUUCUCCAAACUCUGGCAUCCAAGUCUGUCUGUAAAAGCACCAACUCUCCAAGCACAAACCAGGCGUGCUGGCUGGCAGGUGGAGGCCGACAUCCCAUUUCAAACAGAACAAAAAACUGGAACAAGCUAGGCUAUGCUACCACGGUGACUUGGGGCCUGGGCUUGCAUGUCAGCGUGAUACACAGGGGCCAAUCUGGUGUGUCAGAGUCUGAGUAGCAGAUUAUAUAUGGAAAGGAAAUGUCGGGAUGCUGAAAGUGUGGACACUGGGGAAAUCCAGCCUCAUUCUUGCUUGCAGAGCUUGCUUUGGAAAAAAGCUCUCUGUGCACAGACACUUGCAGUUUUUCAGCUUGUCCCCACAGCUCAGCCCCCAGCCUGGCCACUCCUUUCUGUGGUGUUUACCCAGCGCAAAGCCAUUUCAUAACGGUGCUUAUUUAGAGCUCUGGGAACAAACUCGAGAUCGUUACAAAGGCUUUGUUACGCAGGGAUUUAGAGCCCAGCUCCACAACCUGUACUCAAAUGAGUAUGUUGGUAUAAACAGAUUUGCUGCCAUGAAUAAUAACAGCUUAUCUGAGCAAGGGGUUAGGGAGUUUGGCCCUCGCUUUCUGUUCUGCUGAGAAAGCAGAAAGGCAGAUCUUUUCUCUUUUUGACCCCCCCUACUUCAUAGUCAAAGAAAUCUGCUCCCCCAGUAUGUGUUACAUAUAAGAUAGAUGUGCCUGCAGCGCAUGUUCUGUAGGUACCAAAGCUGUGCAUCCCCUCAUGUACAGGUACAAAGCUUUUUUUUAAUAAGAAGCUUUUAAUUUAAAGUCUCAGAUGCAGCCAGGGAUCUUAGCUACCCUUUCCAACAUAUUGUCUGGAAAACUAGUUAAAUCCUGAUGUGUCCAUGCUAAAGAUGUAAUGUCAGUUCUGAUUGAUAGAGGACGGGAUGACCUUGAAGAUCAUUUUAGUGAGGAAACGAUGAUAAAUUAGCUGAACAGUGGCACUGGGACUCCCGAUGUGAGCCUGUGCCCAGAACCCACUAAGGUUCAACCAAACCUCUUUUCCCGUAGCAUGAAUGUAGCUAGAUAGGUGCUGAAACUUCACACCAUGUAGUCAGACUGCCUCAUGUACCCAUCUGGAACAGCACAGGGGCCAGCUGCAGCAAGCUGCCCACCUCUGCCCGUGAUAAUAAAUACCAUGGGCCUCCGUUUUGAGUGGUGCAAGUUGCCGUGCUGAGAAUUACACGGAGGCACAAGCAUCUGCUGUAAAACAGAUGAAGACCAGUGGCCUGUUAGCACUCUCCGACGCAUCUGUGUCGGCUUGCCUUGGCUGAACUGUGAACGUCUUAAACUGCCCAAGCCUUGGGAGCUUGGUGGUUUUGGCGUGGAGUUUCAUCGGGCCGGCAGACCAUCCAGCCUUCUGCCCCACAGGUUGGUCCUGUGCUGGAAACCAUCCAGAGCCCCAGCUUUGGUGUAGUUUGGCUCUGCAGUGCUGUUUCUCCUGGGGACACGCAACCCCUCAGUGAGUGACCAGAAGCUCAAGGUGGGGGAACUUUCCCACUGCAGUAUACAUGGCUCUGGGGCAUAUAUAAUUCGGUGAGUUUCAUCUGUGAUUUUAGAGGAGGUAAAAUUGACCCCAAGUAUGCGAGCUUCCUGGAGCCUUACAUUUGGCCUCCAAAUGCUGGAUAGGGAAGGGAUGGGAACUGACACAAAAUACAACUGGUGCUGCAUCCAGGCAGUAUGGAAUGGGACAACGGAA
This is a messenger RNA of Egretta garzetta (little egret), 3703 nucleotides long. RefSeq names its product LIM domains containing 1 (gene LIMD1). Gene Ontology annotation, biological process: positive regulation of miRNA-mediated gene silencing; regulation of DNA-templated transcription; response to hypoxia. Bases 1 to 1410 code for a protein of 469 amino acids. Gene Ontology annotation, molecular function: transcription corepressor activity. NCBI's taxonomy places the organism in Eukaryota, Metazoa, Chordata, Aves, Pelecaniformes, Ardeidae. The record is from RefSeq and is a predicted model, not a curated record. The transcript is spliced from 9 exons. Gene Ontology annotation, cellular component: adherens junction; nucleus; P-body.